AUGGUCAGGGCGAAGAGAUCGCACCGGGUCAAGCUACACUCACGCCAUGACGCGGAGCCUCUCGCCCUGAAGCCGGAUCCUCAUCCGGGUCCUUCGAACACAGACGACGACACGAGCACCGUGCGAUCGUACGUGCCGUCAUCGUCCGGGGAUUCCGAGUCUGACGACGGUCGCAAAAGUGCUGCGGUGAGCGCCACCCGCAACCUCUCGAGCAAUCUUCUGACCAGUGUCCAGCGUCGCAAGGUGCGCUCGGGCGCAAAGAAGCGGCACGACCGGCUGACCAAAACCCAACUGGAUGUCCUGUAUCCACCAAACCAGCGAGCAAGCAUUGCGACUCUCUAUCGGUGGAUGGCAGAAUUCUCGCCGCAGGACCGUGUCCAGAAGGCACCCUACUGCUUCAAGCGCUCGGAUGGCCGGCCUCGGGCAUCUUUCAAGCGAGAAUUCCAAGCAUACGAGGCCCGUCAGAUCGAAGCGGGAAGGUUGAGCAGCCCUCCCGACAGCCAAAGCCCCAUAUCAGCUCAGCGGCCGCCAACUCCAAGGUCGUAUUCUCCGAGCAAUGCUCCGGUCGUGCUCGGUAGAUGGAAGGGAAAGGGACGGGACCCGAGCGAUGACGGUGGCCGUAUCAGAGUGCUGGAAGAAAGAGUCCAGUUCCUGGAGGCGGCAACGCAGCAGGCCCUCGACAAGGUCGCCGAGAGGCAAGACCGCACUGUUGACCAGCGCAUCCGAUCGGCCGUCGGACCUUUACGAGAGGAACAGAGGCGGCUUAACGACGCGCUUGGCGAGCAGAUCCGGGAGCUGACGGCAUCCAUGUCGAAGCAGAUGGGAGAGCUCACGAACGCUGUCAUGUCUGGCCGAUUUGCUGGGCGCCAGCUUGCCAGCACCCCGAAGCCGGCUGGCGCGGACUCCCCGAACUGGACCUUCACGGACUCGAUCCACAGGUCCCAUACCGGAAGCCACUCGGCACGCCGCACCUUCACCGUGUCGAUGGACCCGGCGAACAGCACCGAACCGACCACGCCGACUCCCAGUCGGCACAAGGCCAAGUCCAAGGUCCACAAGCCAAUCGACAUGCCUCGUGUACGGGCCUCGACCCCAUUCCUGUUCGAGGCCUACGAGAAUCGCACAAGCGCAAAGGGGCUCAAACAGUUGUAUCCCUACGCGUUCCGAUGUGAUGGCGAGCCCCGAAAGGAAUACCGGGACAGGUUUGACAAGAUGAAGGCGGCAAAGCUGGCGCUGCAAAUGAGCAAGUUUGAGAUGGAGCGUGUCAGGGCAGGCUUGAUUUCCGGCCCACGCGACACUGCGAGCGGCGCUUUCAAGCCGCCGCGCAGCUCAAACCGCACAUCCCCAGGUGCCACCACCAUCCAACAGCUCGUGGAUCGGCACGGCGCCGAGAUUCAGGCUUUGAAGCAGCGGAUGGAGCAGCAAGAGCUGGCCCUCGACGACAAAAUCAACGCCAAAUUUGACCCGGUAGCGGCAAAGAUUCAAGAAACGCUCACCAAGGCCACGAGACACAUUGAAAAUGUCGUCUCCCAAGGCGUUCGACGGGCCCGCCCCGGCGGCCGUGGGUCUGGUGCCGAGCUGCAAGGCUUCCAGCAGGAGGCCCUUGCGUGGGUCAUUGCGAGGUCAAAAAGCCCAAUCUGGACGGAAAUGCCGCCCAGAGAGCGCAGCAUACGCUACCCGAACGCGUUCCUGAGCCGAGGACGGCCCAACACGCAGCUACGCCGCAAGUUUGAGCUCUUGGAGCGGCGGCAAGAGAGAGCGCGCCAGCGAAGCGAAGUGAGUGAGGCUGAUGGAGCGAGUCCCGGCCAAGGGGAGGCGGCCCGAGGUUCGCCACGCGUCGUCAUAUGCCGACCUGCUGAAUCGGGGGGUGGGAGUGAGCAGAUCCAGGAGCAGGCAAGAACCAUCCGGCACUUGGAAAAGCAGGUCAAGGAACAGCGCCGGGUCAUCACUGCGCUGGAUGCAAGAAUCGACGAGAGGGUCAAAGAACAUCUACUUCCCCUCUACGAAGCGGUGGAAGGACUCAGCAGCAUGAUGCAUGCUUAA
Molecule: messenger RNA, 2043 nt
Organism: Lasiodiplodia theobromae
Lineage: Eukaryota; Fungi; Ascomycota; Dothideomycetes; Botryosphaeriales; Botryosphaeriaceae
Exons: 9
Coding region: 1-2043 (680 amino acids)
Source: RefSeq, a predicted model, not a curated record